AACACCCUCAAUGUGUGAAUAAGCCUUCAACUUCAACCUUAUUUCUCUCUUCUCUCUCUCUCUCUCUCUAGCGACCCAGAAUAUUCAUUCUAAUUCUAGAGAGAGAAACUACACAACCACCACAACUACCACCACCGCCGCCACCACCAUCCGUUGUUAUUCGUAAACAAAUCUAACUCUAUAUGAACACAAACCGGUUACCACGUUCACGUUUUUCGAUGUAGUUCUUCGACAACGUCGUCGUUUCAUGUUACAUCAACAACAUCAGAGUUUAAUGUUGCAUGUAGUAGAUUGUUAACUAUUUAGUAGAGAAAUCGAUGAUGAAACUAAACUGGUUGAAGCCGAAUUUGAAGAAUGAGAAGAUGGAGAGGAGGAGGUUAUCUCUUGGAGAGUACAAGAGAUCAGUUUCAUGGUCCAAAUAUCUGGUAUCAUCUGGAGGUUCUAUAAAAGCUAAUGGAGGAGGAGGAGGAGAACAAGAGGAAGAAUGGAGUGCUGAUAUGUCACAGCUGUUUGUUGGGAACAAGUUUGCUAGCGGGAGACAUAGUAGGGUUUACAGAGGGGUUUAUAAAUCGAAAGAUGUCGCCAUAAAGCUUGUUAGUCAGCCGGAAGAAGAUAGAGAGUUGGCGUUAAUGCUGGAGAACCAGUUUACUUCAGAAGUCGUCUUGCUCUUUCGUCUUCAGCAUCCCAACAUCAUCACUUUAGUUGCGGCUUGUAAAAAACCUCCUGUGUUUUGUGUGAUCACCGAGUACAUGGCGGGUGGGUCCCUUAGGGCGUAUCUCCAUCAACAGGAGCCAUAUUCAGUGCCACCCAAUCUAGUUUUGAAGAUGGCUCUUGACAUUGCAUGGGGAAUGCAAUAUCUUCAUUCUCAAGGCAUACUUCACCGGGAUCUAAAAUCCGAAAAUUUACUGCUUGGUGAAAAUAUGUGUGUAAAAGUAGCCGAUUUUGGUAUCUCAUGUUUAGAGUCUCAAUGUGGUAGUGCAAAAGGAUUUACUGGUACUUACCGUUGGAUGGCACCCGAAAUGAUCAAAGAGAAAAAACAUACUAAAAAAAUUGAUGUUUACAGUUUUGCAAUUGUUCUUUGGGAGCUUUUAACUGCUUUGACACCUUUUGAUGACAUGACUCCAGAACAAGCAGCAUUUGCUGUCUGUCAAAAGAAUGCUAGACCUCCGUUACAUGAUUCAUGUCCAAUGGCGUUUCGCCAGCUUAUCUGCCGAUGUUGGUCAGGCAAACCAGAUAAACGGCCAGGAUUUGAUGAGAUUGUGAGUAUUCUUGAGAGAUAUGCAGCAUGUGUGGAGGAAAAUCCUGAUUUCUUGACUACAUAUGAACCCGAUAAUGGUAGUUUAUUCGGCUGUGACCGUGGUUGUUUUGGUCCCUGUAAAACUUCUUAUGGGAAUUAAUUAUGGAUUAUGCCAAAUUAAAUGUGUGAUCCUGUUGUUGCCUCGUUAAUAAGUAUUGAAAUAUUUAUAUUGAAUGGUUA
Messenger RNA from Helianthus annuus (common sunflower), 1477 nucleotides. Its product is annotated as serine/threonine/tyrosine-protein kinase HT1. The coding region runs from base 318 to 1397 and encodes 359 amino acids. Gene Ontology annotation, biological process: protein phosphorylation. Lineage: Eukaryota; Viridiplantae; Streptophyta; Magnoliopsida; Asterales; Asteraceae. The record is from RefSeq and is a predicted model, not a curated record. The transcript is spliced from 3 exons. Gene Ontology annotation, molecular function: ATP binding; protein kinase activity.